Babesia microti strain RI is the source of this 1323-nucleotide messenger RNA. Its product is annotated as DKC1, NOLA4, CBF5, H/ACA ribonucleoprotein complex subunit 4. Lineage: Eukaryota; Apicomplexa; Aconoidasida; Piroplasmida; Babesiidae. The coding region runs from base 1 to 1323 and encodes 440 amino acids. The record is from RefSeq and is a predicted model, not a curated record. Gene Ontology annotation, biological process: mRNA pseudouridine synthesis; snRNA pseudouridine synthesis; rRNA pseudouridine synthesis. Gene Ontology annotation, molecular function: RNA binding; pseudouridine synthase activity. Gene Ontology annotation, cellular component: box H/ACA snoRNP complex. The transcript has 5 exons.
AUGGAUGACGCGUCGACUCAGGCAUGCCCGACUCCUUCAACCAUUGGCCCAUUAUCCCCUAUUUCCGCUCCUUCUCAGCUACAAAUCUUACCGCAGUCAAACCCUCCACCAAUUGACACUUCCAAAUGGCCUCUGCUACUCAAGAAUUAUGGCAGAUUGCACGUUAGGACAGGUCACUAUACUCCACUCCCCUAUGGAUCGUCUCCACUGAAUAGACCCCUUACGGAAUAUAUAAAGUAUGGUUUUAUAAACGUGGACAAGCCUUCAAAUCCAUCAUCACACGAAGUUGUUGCUUGGAUUAAACGUAUAUUGAAAUGUGAAAAAACGGGGCAUUCUGGGACCCUAGAUCCAAAAGUUACUGGAGUACUGUUGGUUUGUUUGAACAGAGCAACCAGACUAGUCAAAUCGCAACAAUCAGAAGGUAAAGAAUAUGUAGGUGUGGUAAGGUUUCACGGGAAGGUAGAAUCAAAAAAUGCUAUUGAAAAAGCUUUAGAAACACUCACAGGAGCCUGUUUCCAAAGGCCGCCUUUAAUCUGUGCAGUGAAGAGGCAGUUACGUAUAAGGACUAUUUAUGAAACUAAACUAUUGGAUUAUGAUCAAGAAAGGGAUUUGGCCGCUUUCUGGAUCAAAUGUGAAGCAGGUACCUAUGUCAGAACCUUUUGUGUUCACCUUGGAUUACUUAUUGGUGUAGGCGCCCACAUGCAAGAGUUGAGACGAAUUAAAUCUGGCCAUUUAUCCGAAGAUGACAAUAUGGUUACUCUCCACGAAAUUCUCGAUGCCAAUUACAUAUACCAAAAAACGAACGAUGAAACUUACCUUCGUGCCAUUAUAUCACCUCUAGAAGGGCUUUUAACAAAAUUGCCUAGAUUAGUGGUUAAAGAUAGUUGUGUCAAUGCUGUUUGUUAUGGCGCCAAAUUGAUGAUACCGGGGCUUUUGCGGUUUGAAGAUGGGAUAGAAUUAAAUUCUACGGUAGUCAUGAUGACUACAAAGGGAGAGGCCAUUGCUUUGGGCGUUGCCCAAAUGCCAACCGCUGUGAUAUGUUCUGUAGAUCAUGGCGUAGUGGCCCUGGUGAAAAGGGUCAUUAUGGAUCGAGAUACCUACCCUACACGUUGGGGCCAUGGACCCAGAGCCACUGAAAAGAAGAAAAUGAUAUUGGCUGGGCUUUUGGAUUCACACGGCAGACCCAACGCCCAGACUCCACAUCAGUGGCUGAGAUCAGAAGGAUUUUUACCGCCCCUUUCCAGUGAAAAUGAUGAAUCAUCGACAUCCACACUACAGAGUGAAAAGAGACAGAGGUUGGUUGGCGAUACAGAUUGUAACUAA